Molecule: messenger RNA, 2512 nt
Organism: Cornus florida
Lineage: Eukaryota; Viridiplantae; Streptophyta; Magnoliopsida; Cornales; Cornaceae
Product: protein LYK5
Exons: 1
Coding region: 266-2266 (666 amino acids)
Biological process (GO): protein phosphorylation
Molecular function (GO): protein kinase activity; ATP binding
Source: RefSeq, a predicted model, not a curated record
GAACAAAUAGAAAUUUUUUGUGGCAAAGUGGGAAAGGAAGAUAAGAAAAAGCUCAGAUACCCCUAUAAUUAGUCUAUUGAACAAUUGGUCAACCCACACCCCCACACAAUACGCGUACUAUUCAAUUCGAAUCCUCUGUUCCAAGUCUCUUUUGCAAGACUCUUUAAUUCCACAAGACCCACAACAACAAAAGCUCCACUCUCUUUUUAUCUCUCUGUUUUUGCCCAAAAUUGGUUUGGAGAAUUCAAUCCAAUCCAAUCCUUCAAUGGCGAUGAAGAUGAAGGUACCCAUAUUUCUUUAUUCAUUUGUACCAUUUCUAGUUCUGCUUUCCCAUUUGGGCUUGUCACAGGGCCAACAAUCUUAUGUCAACAACAAACAGCUUGACUGUGAACGAAACUACACGGUCACCGAAGGCUAUGUCUGCAAUGGUCCACUCCCCUCCUGCAAUUCUUACCUCACUUUCCGGUCAAACCCAACCUACAGCUCCCCUGCCACCAUCGGCUACCUCCUCUCCGCCCAACCCGCCGAAAUCGCCCGAAUCAACAACGUCUCCGAUGUCCACACCUUCCCCACCGACACCAUCGUCGUCGUCCCCGUUAAUUGCUCCUGCACCGGCGGCGAAUACUACCAGCACAACGCCACCUACGUCUUGAAGACAACGGGCGAGACCUAUUUCUCCGUAGUCAACAACACCUAUCAGGGUCUCUCCACUUGCCAGGCCCUGAUUGCUCAAAACCCAUACAAUUUUCGAGAUCUGCAAGUGGAUAUGAGACUCAAUAUUCCUCUCAGAUGUGCUUGUCCCUCUUCGAAUCAGACCUCCAAUGGCGUCAAGUACCUUCUCACUUAUCUGGUCACUAGGGGAGAUGACCUUCCUUCCAUUGGAGACAUUUUUGGUGUUGACAAUCUGAGCAUAUCUGAUGCUAACCAACUAUCUGGACUCAUUUUCCCUUUUACUCCGCUUCUCGUUCCGCUUAAAACCGAACCCAUUAGGAUCAACACCACCGCCGUCUCUCUGACGCCACCUCCGCCUCCGUCGUUGCCCACCGUCCCCGUUGACGACAGCAACAGUUCUUCCUCCCACAAGUGGGUGUACGUAGGCGUUGGAGCUGGGUCUUCUCUCAUCGUGAUUAUCAUCCUGUGUGUAUUUUUGGUAUGGGUCUUUCGUAGGAGGAGGUCUCAACAAAGCAAGCCAAUUCCAGUUCCAAUUCGACCGGGUGGUGGUAGGAAGCUUGAUGAGUCUGCUGAUUGCACAGCUCUGCCGGACACCAAAUCAUGGUCUGUCUCGUCGGAAGGAAUUCGAUCCGCUGUUGAAUCCCUGACUGUGUACAAGUUUGAGGAUUUGCAGAAGGCCACUGGAUUCUUCAACGAAGAAAACAGAAUCAAGGGCUCUGUAUACCAGGGUUCUUUCAAAGGGGAUGAUGCUGCAGUGAAGAUCAUAAAAGGGGAUGUGUUUCGGGAGAUCAAUAUACUGAAACAGAUCAAUCAUUUCAACAUAAUCAGACUCUCCGGUUUCUGUGUGCGUGAGGGUAACACCUACCUUGUUUAUGAGUAUGCUGAGAAAGGGUCACUAUCAGAUUGGCUUCAUUUCAAAGGGUAUCAAACUUCUACUACUAGUCUAAGCUGGAAGGAGAGGGUUCAGAUUGCCUACGACGUCGCGGAUGCUCUGAAUUACCUCCAUAACUACACCAAUCCGCCUUAUGUUCAUAAGAACUUGAAGACCAGUAACAUACUUCUUGAUGGUAAUUUGAGAGCCAAGGUUGCGAAUUUCGGGUUGGCAAGGACUCUGGAGAAUGAGGACCAAGGAGGGCUGCAAUUGACUAGGCAUGUGGUUGGAACUUAUGGGUACAUGGCUCCUGAGUACAUUGAGAAUGGAUUGGUUACUCCGAAACUAGAUGUGUUCGCAUUUGGUGUGGUGGUGUUGGAGCUCUUGUCAGGAAAGGAGGCUAAUGGCGGUGGCGGUGGCGGUGGCGGUGGCGACAAGAAUGAGGAGGAGUUGCUAUCUGUGACCAUAAACCAGGUGCUGGGAGAGCCGAAUGUGACAGACAAGUUGCGAGGUUUCAUUGAUCCUUGCCUAAAAAGGGAGUACCCACUGGACUUGGCAUACUCCAUUGCCGAGCUAGCUAAGAACUGCGUGGCUCAUGAUCUCAAUUCUCGCCCAACCAUAGCCGAUGUUUUCAUGACCCUGUCAAAGAUUCAGUCAUCUUCACUGGAUUGGGAUCCGUCCGACGAACUCGAUCACUCCAGAUCACUAGGCCGUGGCAGAUAAGAAGUCAACUGCUAUCAAUGAAGGAGAAUGAAUACGGUAUAUUGUAAUAAUAGUGCUAUCGGUGGCUGCUGUUUGUCCAGCCCAUGUUAUUAUAGUAUAAUAGAGCAUAGAAUUUCAUGUUUGUCUUCUUUCAUAUAUGAUGAUGUAUAAGCAUUUGAAAACUGUUGCUUCAGUUAGCCCAAUAAUCAAGCUUCAAUCUCAUCCCUGUAAAACCUAAAGAUCAAAUGAUUUCUCAAGGUUUAUCUA